Hemibagrus wyckioides is the source of this 11703-nucleotide messenger RNA. RefSeq names its product trio Rho guanine nucleotide exchange factor b (gene triob). Gene Ontology annotation, cellular component: cytoplasm. Gene Ontology annotation, molecular function: protein binding; ATP binding; protein kinase activity. Bases 190 to 9015 code for a protein of 2941 amino acids. The transcript is spliced from 58 exons. The record is from RefSeq and is a predicted model, not a curated record. Gene Ontology annotation, biological process: protein phosphorylation. Lineage: Eukaryota; Metazoa; Chordata; Actinopteri; Siluriformes; Bagridae.
UGGAGGGUCGGGGCUCGGCGCGCGACCGAGCGGCUCUCUGGACAACCUGGUUCUCUUCGCAAUGAAGAAAGAAGGAAAGGGGAUUUAUAUAUAUAUAUAUUUAAACUUCACCACUAUUAUUUCUUUUUCAAAUCGUUUAACUGGAGGAAGAUUUUAUUUCUCUUUGCUGAAUCGUGAUUUGAGGAAGCCAUGAGCUCGGGGGAAGGAGAGGACGUGUGUAAGGACGGAGCCGAUGUAGCGGCGCUCUUUAGAGCCGACUGUUCUCUUCCGAAGUGUGACCCCAAGCUUGAUUUAGCGGGACACACAGGCUUCAACAGAAAUGAGGAGAUGAAGGCCAUCGAGGUGCUGCCCAUUCUGAAAGAGAAAGUGGCUUUUCUAUCAGGAGGUCGAGAUAGACGGGGAGGCCCGGUUCUCACUUUCCCAGCCAGGUCCAACCAUGACCGAAUAAGACAGGAGGAUCUGCGACGCCUCAUUGCUUACCUCGCAGGCAUCCCCAGCGAGGAGGUCAGCAGGCAUGGCUUCACCGUCAUCGUCGACAUGCGAGGUUCCAAAUGGGACUCCAUCAAACCUCUGCUGAAGAUCUUGCAGGAGUCGUUCCCGUCCUGCAUCCACGUCGCGCUCAUCAUCAAACCCGACAACUUCUGGCAGAAGCAGAGGACCAACUUUGGCAGCUCUAAGUUCGAGUUUGAGACCAUAAUGGUGUCUCUGGAGGGCUUGUCCAAGGCAGUGGACCCAUCACAGCUGACAGCCGAUCUGGAGGGAAGUCUGGACUAUGAUCAUGAAGAAUGGAUUGAGGUGCGUGUGGCCUUUGAGGAGUUUGCAGGAAACGUGGCGCGUGCACUCUCCCGCCUCAAGGAGCUCCAGGAGCUGGUGUCACGCCGCGAGCUCCCUGGGGACCUGGAGGUGGCACGAUGUGCUAUGGACGAGCACAGUGCUCUGAAGAAACGUGUAGCCAAGGCUCCAACUGAGGAACUGGAAGCUGAGGGCCAACGGCUGCUGCAGCGUGUACAGGCUGGAACGAAGACUGGGGGAGAUGUACAGGGCCUGACGCCCAGGGUCUCAGCUCUGCUGGAGGAACUGCGCUCUGCACGCCAGCACCUGCACCAGGCCUGGCAUGGCCGAAAGCUCAAACUGGACCAGUGCUUCCAGUUGAGGCUCUUCGAACAGGACGCUGAGAAGAUGUUUGACUGGAUUGUUCACAACAAGGGCCUUUUCCUGACCAGCUACACUGAGAUUGGCGCCAACCACCAGCACGUACUGGAGCUGCAGACCCAACACAACCACUUCGCUAUGAACUGCAUGAACGUGUACGUGAAUAUCAGCCGCAUCGUAGCAGUGGGCAAGCGGCUCCUGGAGGGUGGUCACUACGCAGCAAUGCAGAUCCAGCAGCUCUCAGCGCAGCUUGAGCGAGAGUGGAAAGCCUUCGCUUCAGCACUGGAUGAGAGAAGCGCUAUGCUGGAGAUGUCGGCCAGCUUCCACCAGAAAGCAGACCAGUACCUGAGUAAUGUAGAGUCAUGGUGUAAGGCAUGUGGUGAGGGUGAACUCCCCUCAGAGCUUCAGGACCUGGAAGAUACCAUUCACCAUCACCAAGGACUUUACGAACACGUCACAACUGCUUACUCCGAGGUGAGUCAAGAUGGGAAAGCACUACUGGACAAACUCCAGCGCCCUUUGACUCAAGGCAGCGCCGAUUCGUUAACAGCAUCGGCCAACUACUCCAAGGCGGUGAACCACGUCCUGGACAUCAUCCACGAGGUGCUGCAUCACCAGCGGCAGCUGGAGAACAUCUGGCAGCACCGCAAACUCCGUCUGCACCAGCGCCUGCAGCUCUGCGUCUUUCAACAAGAUGUCCAACAGGUCCUGGACUGGAUCGAGAAUCACGGCGAGGCUUUUCUCAGCAAGCACACAGGAGUGGGGAAGUCCCUGCACCGAGCACGAGCUCUGCAGAAACGCCAUGAAGAUUUUGAAGAGGUGGCACAGAAUACAUACACUAAUGCUGACAAACUGCUGGAGGCGGCCGAACAGCUGGCUCAGACCGGCGAGUGUGACCCGGAGGAGAUCUACCAGGCUGCCCAUCAGUUGCAGGACCGCAUUCAGGACUUUGUGAGGCGCGUGGAGCAGAGAAAAGUCCUCCUGGACAUGUCCGUGGCUUUCCAUACUCAUGGCAAAGAGCUGUGGACAUGGUUGGAGGAGCUGCAGAAGGAGCUGCUGGAUGAUGUGUAUGCCGAGUCGGUAGAGGCCGUGCAGGAUCUGAUCAAGCGUUUUGGGCAGCAGCAGCAGACCACACUGCAGUUUACCGUCAACGUCAUCAAAGAGGGCGAGGAGCUCAUUCAACAGCUCAGAGACUCCGCAAUCUCCAGUAACAAAACUCCGCACAACAGCUCGAUGGCACACAUUGAAAGUGUGCUGCAGCAGCUGGACGAGGCUCAGGCUCGCAUGGAAGAGCUCUUUCAGGAGAGGAAGAUCAAACUGGAGCUGUUCCUCCAGCUGCGCAUUUUCGAGAGGGACGCCAUUGACGUGAUCUCAGACCUGGAGUCGUGGAGUGAUGAAUUGUCCCAGCAGCUUGGUGAGUUUGACACUGAGGAAUUGACUGUGGCUGAGCAGAGACUUCAGCAGCAUGCAGAAAAAGCGCUCACUAUGAACAACCUGACGUUCCACGCCAUCCACCAGGGCCAGGAGCUGCUGCAGUAUGUCACUGAAGUGCAGGCCUCAGGUAUAGAGUUGUUGUGCGAUCGGGAUGUGGACAUGGCCACACGUGUUCAGGAUCUGCUGGACUUCCUGCAUGAGAAGCAGCAGGAGCUGGACGCAGCGGCUGAGCAUCACCGCCGUCACCUGGAGCAGUGUGUCCAGCUGCGCCACCUACAGGCUGAGGUCAAACAGGUCCUGGGAUGGAUCCGUAACGGUGAGUCCAUGCUGAAUGCCGGCCUGAUCACAGCCAGUUCUCUGCAGGAGGCCGAGCAGCUACAGAGGGAACACGAGCAGUUCCAGCAUGCCAUCGAGAAGACACACCAGAGCGCACUGCAGGUGCAGCAGAAGGCUGAGGCUAUGCUGCAGGCGGCUCACUAUGACAGCGAGACCAUCCGCGAGUGUGCUGAGAAGGUGGCAUCUCACUGGCAGCAGCUCAUGCUCAAGAUGGAAGACCGACUCAAACUGGUCAAUGCUUCUGUGGCCUUCUACAAAACCUCAGAGCAGGUGUGCAGUGUGUUAGAGAGUCUGGAGCAGGAGUACAAGCGGGAAGAGGACUGGUGCGGUGGAUCCGAUAAGCUCGGGCCCAACUCUGAGUCGGAUCACGUGACCCCGAUGAUCAGCAAACACCUGGAGCAGAAGGAGGCCUUCCUCAAGGCAUGCACGUUGGCACGACGCAAUGCAGACGUGUUUAUGAAGUACCUGCACAGGAACAGUGUGAACAUGCCGGGCAUGCUGGCACAGAUCAAAGCUCCUGAACAGCAAGUCAAGAAUAUCCUGAAUGAGCUGCUGCAAAGGGAGAACAGAGUUCUUCACUUCUGGACGAUGAGGAAGAGGAGGCUUGACCAGUGCCAGCAGUAUGUGGUGUUUGAGCGCAGUGCAAAGCAGGCUCUGGAGUGGAUCCACGAUACAGGCGAGUUCUACUUGUCCACACACACGUCAACAGGCUCCAGCAUCCACCACACACAGGAACUGCUGAAGGAGCAUGAGGAGUUUCAGAUCACAGCCAAGCAAACCAAAGAGCGGGUGAAGCUGCUGAUCCAGCUGGCAGACGGCUUUUGUGAAAAGGGCCACUCCCAUGCGGGCGAGAUCAAGAAAUGGGUGGUAUCAGUGGACAAGCGCUACCGCGACUUCUCACUCCGUAUGGACAAAUACCGCUGCUGUCUGGAAAAAGCGCUGGGGAUAUCCUCUGAUUCCAACAAGAGUAAAGACCUGCAGCUGGACAUCAUUUCAGCAAGCGCGCCUGGAGCUGAGGUCAAGCUCCGAGACGCCAAUCAUGAGCUCAACGAGGAGAAGCGCAAGUCGGCUCGGCGAAAAGAGUUCAUAAUGGCUGAGCUGAUCCAGACAGAGAAGGCCUAUGUCAGAGACCUGCGCGAGUGCAUGGACACAUAUCUUUGGGAGAUGACCAGCGGUGUGGAGGAGAUUCCACCAGGGAUCGUCAAUAAAGAGCACAUCAUUUUCGGCAACAUGCAGGACAUUUACGAGUUCCACCACAACAUUUUCCUGAAAGAGCUGGAGAAAUAUGAGCAGCUGCCUGAAGAUGUUGGUCAUUGCUUUGUCACAUGGGCGGACAAGUUCCAAAUGUACGUGAACUAUUGUAAGAACAAGCCGGACUCCACUCAGCUUAUCUUGGAUCAUGCCAGCUCCUAUUUUGACGAGAUCCAGCAGAGACACAGGCUGGCAAACUCCAUCUCCUCCUAUCUCAUUAAACCUGUGCAGAGAAUCACCAAGUACCAGCUGCUCCUCAAGGAGCUUCUGACCUGUUGUGAGGAGGGCAAAGGUGAGAUCAAGGACGGCCUGGAGGUCAUGCUCAGCGUGCCCAAGAAAGCCAACGAUGCCAUGCACCUCAGCAUGCUAGAGGGUUUCGAUGAGAAUCUCGAGUCUCAGGGCGAGCUCAUCCUGCAGGAAUCUUUCCAGGUGUGGGACCCCAAGACGCUGAUCCGCAAGGGUCGAGAGCGCCACCUCUUCCUGUUUGAGAUGUCGCUCAUCUUCAGCAAAGACGUCAAAGACUCUAAUGGCAGGAGCAAGUACCUAUACAAGAGCAAGCUACUGACCUCUGAACUGGGAGUGACGGAGCACGUGGAAGGAGAUCCAUGUAAAUUCGCACUCUGGGUCGGACGCACGCCUACCUCAGACAACAAGAUCGUCCUGAAGGCCUCCAGCAUUGAGAAUAAGCAGGAGUGGAUCAAACACGUGCGUGAAGUGAUUCAGGAACGUACCAUUCACCUGCGGGGGGCUCUGAAAGAACCCAUCCACAUCCCUAAAACCACCACGGGAGCAAGACUGAAGGGACGAAGAGAAGGGGAGGAGCUGGACAGUCAGGGUGACGUGAGCAGCCAGCCAGACACAAUCUCCAUUGCCUCCCGCACCUCCCAGAACACCCUGGACAGUGACAAGCUGUCUGGUGGCUGCGAGUUGACUGUGGUCAUCCAUGACUUCAUGGCCAGUAAUGGCUCAGAGCUGAGUGUGAAGCGAGGUCAGACCGUGGAGGUGCUAGAGAGGUCUCUGGAUAGACCCGAUUGGUGCCUGGUGCGCACUACUGACCGCUCACCCGCCCAGGAAGGGUUGGUACCCAGUGCCAUGCUCUGCAUUGCCCACUCUCGCAGCAGCAUGGAGAUGGAGGGGAUCUUCAACCAUAAAGACACCCUCUCCGUUUCAAGUAAUGAAGGGGGAAUAUCAGGCAGCGCCACCCUGCAGCCAGGGCACCUGCACGGCUCGCCCGGUGGCAAGCGUCCUGGAAAUACCCUGCGCAAGUGGUUGACAAGUCCAGUGCGACGUCUUAGCAGCGGUAAAGCAGAUGGACAUGCCAAGAAACUCGCACAUAAGCACAAAAAGAACCGCAAGAGUGGAGAAUCGCAGAGGGACUCGGACGAAAAUGCGGCAACACCACAGGACGAGUCUCUCGAGGAGAGGAUGAGAUAUGAGGGCCUGAGCAGCGGCACACUUUCCAAAUCAUCCUCUUCAGGCAUGCAGAGCUGUGGAGAGGAAGAGGGAGAAGAGGGCGCCGAUUCCGUGCCUUUGCCACCACCAAUGGCCAUUCAACAGCAUAGCCUCCUCCAUCAGGACUCGCAGGAUGAAAAGGCUUCCCGCCUUUCUGGGCGGCCCAGCAGUUCAGAGACCCCAAGUGCUGCUGAACUUGUCAGCGCCAUUGAAGAACUUGUCAAGAGCAAGAUGAGUCUGGAGGAUCGGCCAAGUUCUCUCUCAGUUGAUCAUGUAGACAGCAACAGUCCCUCCUGUAACCCCUCAGAUAACUCCCUGCUCUCUUCUUCUUCACCUGCUGAAGAGAUGGAUGAACGCAAAACAAGCAUACUCAAGAAGCGCCACUAUGUACUUUUGGAGCUGGUCGACACAGAGCGAGACUAUGUUAGAGACCUGGGUGCGGUGGUGGAGGGCUACAUGAGCCGUAUGAAGGAGGAGGGGGUUCCGGAUGACAUGAAGGGCAAAGACAAGAUUGUGUUCGGAAACAUUCAUCAGAUCUAUGACUGGCACAAAGACUUCUUCCUGGCUGAACUGGAAAAGUGCCUGGAGGAUCCCAAUAGGCUAGCAUCUUUGUUCAUCAAACAAGAGCGCCGAUUACACAUGUACAUCGUCUACUGCCAGAACAAACCCAAAUCUGAGCACAUUGUAUCUGAGUACAUAGACACAUAUUUUGAGGAUCUAAAGCAGCGCUUGGGCCACAGGCUGCAGAUCACAGACUUGCUUAUCAAACCUGUACAGAGGAUUAUGAAGUAUCAGCUCCUGUUAAAGGACUUUCUAAAGUUCUCCAAAAAGGCUGGCGUCGAUUCGGCAGAAUUAGAGAAAGCAGUAGAGGUCAUGUGUGUUGUGCCCAAACGCUGCAACGAUAUGAUGAACGUGGGACGUCUCCAGGGCUUCGAUGGCAAAAUUGUAGCUCAGGGCCGGCUCCUCCUCCAAGACACAUUUAUGGUGUCAGAUCAGGAUUCCAGCCUACUCUCCCGGGCCAAGGAGAGGCGUGUCUUCCUCUUCGAGCAGAUCGUUAUCUUUAGUGAGCCACUUGAUAAGAAGAAGGGCUUCUCUACUCCAGGAUAUCUGUUCAAGAGUAGCAUCAAGGUCAGCUGGUUGGGUCUGGAGGAGAGUUCAGACAGCGACCCCUGUAGGUUCAUUCUCACAUCGAGGUCAUCUACAGGUGGCGCAGAGCGCUUCGUCCUUCACUCGUCUAGCCCGGCUGUGUGUCAUACAUGGGUACAACAGAUUAGCAGCAUACUGGAGAACCAGAGGAACUUCCUCAAUGCACUAACAUCUCCCAUCGAGUACCAGCGGAACCAUGUGGGCGCGAGCACUUCCAACCCAGGCACCAGCGUCCCCAUGGGCUCCCGACCUCGUGGAUCCAGAAUUCCCCAACCCAUGCAGCCCCACCCCCCAUCAGCCUCAGGUACGUUCCCUGAGACUUUCGGGACACACCUGCUCGAGGUCCCCUUGAAUGAGCAGCGCGAGGAGACCCGUUCAGUUCCUCGAGCUGCUGUGUCCCCAAUGUCCCUCGCUUUAUCCAGACCUCGAUCAGGGCUUCCUUCACCACUAAUCUCACCUUCAACAAACACCCUGAGUUCAUGCCACUCUGGCAUCAAAGCCUCCUCGUCGUCCAUUUGGGCUUCAGUUCCAGAGCAGAACCAGAAGCGCAAGGAACCGGACCGGGUCAGCACAUGCUCCUCGGCCAGCGAGCACUCCCUGCACAGCAACGGGAGUGAAAGCAGCAGCAGCAGCAGUAGCAGCAUGUCCACCAUGCUGGUGACCCAGGACUAUGUGGCUUUAAAAGAGGACGAGAUCAGCGUGCAUCAGGGCGAGGCUGUGCAGAUCCUGGCUUCCAACCAGCAGAGCAUGUUCCUAGUGUUCCGAGCUCCCACUGAACAGGGCCCGGCAGCAGAGGGAUGGAUCCCCGCCCAUGUCCUAGGCCACACCUCCAUCCGUGCCUCCGACUACACCAACAGCACCCUAAAGAAGUCAUCGUCAUGGCACACAGCGUUACGCAUCCGCCGCAAAUCCGAGAAGAGAGAUAAAGAGGGAAGGAAAGAGUGUCGGCAGGAGAAUAAGGUUUCUGUAAAGCUUCUUAAUCCGAACUACAUCUACGAUGUUCCGCCAGAGUUUCUGGUGCCACUGACUGAUUUGGCUUGUGAGAGCGGAGAGAGCGUGACCUUGCGCUGUAAGGUCGGCGGUCAGCCAAGAGCCUCCGUCUCCUGGCGAGGACCGGAUCAGAGCACUCUGAGUGACGGUGGACGAUACACACUGACACACAGCGAUACGGGCGAGGUGACCCUGCGCGUUUCACCCGCGACCGUAGAUGACGGUGGGACCUACACCUGCACCGCCACUAACGACGUCGGGACGGUCACUUCGUCCUCCUGCCUCAGAGUGCAAGGUACCUACGGUGAUGGAAUAAUCUGGAAGGAGAAUUUCGAGUCGCUCUACACUGAAGUAAUGGAGCUCGGAAGAGGCAGGUUCUCCGUGGCUAAGUGGUGUGAACAGCAAGGUUCACGGCGUUCAGUGGUAGCAAAGUUGGUGAACAAGAAGCUGAUGCGUCGUGAGCAGGUGAUGAAGGAGCUGAACGUGCUUCGCUGCCUGCAGCAUCCCAACGUGGUGGGCCUGCUUGAUACAUUCGAAACCAACAUUAGCUACGUGCUCGUGCUGGAAAUGGCUGACCAGGGUCGUCUCCUGGACUACAUAGUGAGCUGGGGGAACCUGACUGAAGAGAAGGUGGCUCUUUACCUGCGGGACAUAUUAGAAGCUUUACACUACCUGCAUACUUGUAGAAUAGCUCAUCUCGACCUGAAGCCAGAGAAUGUAGUGGUAGAGCAGGCAUCUGCUCAAUCUAUUGUCAAGCUGACAGAUUUCGGCGAUGCCAUGAUCCUAUCUUCUUCCCCCUACAUUCACCCUCUGGUGGGCAGCCCUGAGUUCAGCGCACCUGAAGUGGUGCUUGGCGAGCCAGUGGCUUUGACUUCUGAUCUCUGGAGCGUUGGUGUUCUGGCGUAUGUGUUGCUGAGUGGUGCCUCCCCAUUUUUAGACGAGAGUGCAGAGGAGACGUGCCUCAACAUCUGCCGUCUGGACUUCAGCUUCCCCGAAGACUAUUUUGGAGGUGUGAGCCGAGCAGCGCGUGAUUUUGUGUGUUUGCUAUUACACUCCGAAGCCGCCAGACGACCCUCAGCUCAGGCCUGCCUCCAGGGUGAGCCAUGGCUCCGUCCCCGAGCUGCUUCCGGUUUGGUCCGCCUUGACACUGCACGACUUGUGGCCUUCAUUGAGAGGCGCAAGCACCAGAGUGACUUGAGGCCAAUGGAUAACCUGAGGACAUUUUUAAGAAGCCGGCUGCUGGGUAAGGCAUGACAGAGCACGGAGGGUUCUCCCUUAAGACCUGGUCCUCUUCUACAGAGCGACGUAAUGGUGUAAUGGAAGUGGGUUCCUGAGGCAGGUAUGAAGGCGCCUAGAGCAAGAAGGAAGUCUGAAGCUCGGAAGGUCUCUAGAGGGUGGAGGAAUCAAAUAGUAAAUUUGAUUCUAACUCUGAGCCUUCAGUCUGAGUGAGCCAGCGUUUAAGCCCCAGCAGUCAUCUCAUCCCUCAAGAGUCCAUGCCUCAAGUUUUUUCAUGAAUAUGAAACAGGAGUUUGGAAGAUGGAGGGAGCAUGGAGGAACUCGGAUGUCCGGCAACCACCUCAUCCUCUGUCAAGACUAUCAUGGAUAGUAUGGAGUCAAUCCACAGUGAUGCCCUGAAAGUGGAGACUGAUGUUUUGGUGGAAAAUGCCAAGAAUCUUGAAAGCUCUAAAGAAAGAAUGUGAGCAAAAAUCAUACAUAAAUGGAAAUCCAACUGGAAUCUCGUCCUUUUUAUUUUAAAGCCACGUAAAGUGGCAUGCUGUUUGUAUACUGCUGCUGCUGUUGCUGACAAAACUCUACAACCCUUCCCAACCCUUGAAAUCCCUUAGACCCUGCAUUUGGAAACAAAUCCAGAUCACAUCAGCCUCAUUACCAUGUCCUCUUUGUACAAAAAAAAAAAAAAAUGCACAGAAGCACAAAUGAGACUUUUUUGAGAGUUUUCUUCUAUGAGCCAGUAAAAGGGCAAGCCUUUUGUUUUUGACAGUAUUUUGAAUCAGGUUGUUGCAGUACUGUAUAGCUGUAUUCAGGAAAGCAUUUUGUAUAAAUUAUGUAUAGAAGCACAGCAAAGGAGAUCUUUGACGUUUUGGAGUACAAAAAAAUAUAUAAAGCGAAAGAAAUGAAACUGGUUACGCAUCAUGCUUCCCAUUCAUCUUGGAAUUGCUGUAGCCAUGGAAUCAUAAAGUGCAUCGAACAAGUUUUUCCAGAAAUACUGCACGUAUGAGGAACAAAUCCAUACAUUUUUUUAAAAUUUCAAUUUUGUCCAUUGGAAAUAAAGAAACUGUAGCUGGACCUGUUCAUCUUGGAUGUUUAAGUAUUGUUUUUAAUCUGUCUCUCCGAUGAUUUCUCACCAUUUCACGUUACUUGAAUCGCCAUCUUAAAGGAAAAGUCCACCGUGUACGACUUGCAAAUUACUUAAUGUGAGCCUCGAUGCCCUCCAUGGUUUGUGUUUGUUAUACUUUUUUGUUUUUUUUUUUAAAUUUCAUGGUCUGUUUUUAUUUUGGUAAGUCAUUUUCUACAUUACCCACAAUACCAUUUUGCUGAUAGUGGUGAUAUUGUCUUCACGUCAUCCUUACAUGAAGACUGUGAUCCAGCAGUCCUUUGAGUUUAUCCUGAUCUCACACCUCUUUAUUUUACUCUGUAGAAGUUUCUACUUUCUUGCUAAUAACACCAUCAUGCUUGUCAUUUCAUAGAUCGCUAACUAAACUAGCCGACUCUCUUUCGUGUAGCUUCGUGUUAAGUCUCUCUUCCCUACUUCUACAUUGGAUUCUCAUGAAUUUGAUAUUAAAAGCAUCUGUAACAUGGUGAGAAGCUCUUUUUUUUGUAUUCAUGAGCUAACAGCAAAUAUUUUCCUGGUGUAGUUUACUAUACAUGCUAAUAAGCUUGCUUGCUAGCUAGCUUAGCAAGCAGGCUGCUUUACAACUUUGUGACCCGAUUAACAUAAACCUUCAGUUUGUGAAAAGAAAUUAACAAGGAAGUGUUUAUAUUUUUGCAGUGAUGUAUUUGAUUUCAGAUGCUUUUGCGUUGAAUGAAGCACCCCUUUUGACUUACCAGGUACGCAGGAGUGUCGCGUGAAUGUGCACUCAUAUUUUGUUGGAACCGUGUAUGUGCAAUGUUUGGGAUUUUCGCAGCUAUUUAUGAGAAGUGGUGUUAAAACCUGCUGAUGCUGAGUGUGUGUAUAAGCCACUAUAGAUGAAUCUCAGAGGUGUCUCAUUUUUGUGGCUAUUUCUUGCUAAGUUCCCUGUGUUCAGUAUUAUUUUGUGGAAGUUGUUUGUAUCUUUGUCGCACUUGGUUAUUUUUGAAUGUUACGACUUCUCAUUAUUCUUAUACCAAAGUUAACCCACACUUGGUUUCACAGUAAUGAUUAAAAACAAUGAUGAUGCAGGCAUUUGUGUAGAUUAAUCUUUAUUUAUUGUCUUGUUGUGUAUUGUUUUUUUAAUUGCUAAAAUAACUGAAGUAGUGCUACAUCUUUCAAUCAUUUCAACGCAUUCUUUGAGCAUUUUAGUAUUUGUAUAAGAUGUAUAUUUGCAUGGAUAAACAAUGUCUGUCACUCGCUACUUCAAGAUUGUACAACCGGUCAAGGCUAAUCUCUAAUUAUAGUUGUUUUAAUGUCGUUUAGUUCCUGUUUAAAGUCAGGUUUGUUGUGAUUUUAUUGAACGUUAAGCCGUGUCAGUAAGCAUGGGUCAACACAAGGUCAGUUUUUUUGUUUUGUUUUGUUCUAAUUUAUUUUGUCGUUAUGUAAAGCUGUACAGAAUCGAACAACUAUGAAGACCCUCGUAGCUACGUCCUAUUUUCUACAUGCGGUCAAAUUCCAUUUUGAAUGCUUUUGGCUCUCACGUUGUUGUGUAAAUUUCUUUGUACAGAAACCAUGCCUUUGCACAUUCUGUGCUGUACAUAUUUUAUUGAGAUUAAACACAUUAAAAAACGUUU